Molecule: messenger RNA, 3924 nt
Organism: Austrofundulus limnaeus
Lineage: Eukaryota; Metazoa; Chordata; Actinopteri; Cyprinodontiformes; Rivulidae
Gene: c2cd2
Product: C2 calcium dependent domain containing 2
Exons: 13
Coding region: 503-2515 (670 amino acids)
Source: RefSeq, a predicted model, not a curated record
CGUCUUCCGAAUGCAACUUUGUCCAGUCGGACUGAGCAGCAAACCAAUCCUAGCGGGAUGGACUGAACUCCCUCGACUUCAGGAUGUUUUACUGGGACUCUUACUUCAAAUCUGGAUGUCGGCCGGUGGAGUAUAGGCGCAGACUUUGGAAAUAAAAUCGUUUGUGAAACUUUCGGCGCUCUCUUAGCUAAUUGGAAAUUGCUAGUUGAACGUACCGUUUCGAAGAUUAGCCAACUAAGCUAACACAGGCAUCGUAAAUGAAAGAAGAGUGACGUUCAGCUGCUCGGUUGUUUAAACCUGCAUUUAUCUCCCGACAAUAGUCUAAAUUUUCUACAGGUAGCWACACAGACACCACUGCGUAGCUUUUAAAGUCGCCAGUAGUGCAGUAUGAAUACUAAUAAGCAGAAUUUGCAUUGGGGGGUUGAUAUCAGCGCUGUUAUCUGUUAGGGCGAUAUUGAUUUCGCCGAUCCUUUGAUCGAUUUGACCGUCAUUUACGAAGAGGAUGUCAGACUCGGAAAGUUCCAGCUCAUAUAAUUUUGGUUUGGAGGACCCGCAGUGGCUGUGCAUGGUGACUCUCUUCAUCGUAUCCCUGCUUACUCUGGCUCUGUACUUCGCCCAGUAUUUCCAGCUCGGGAUCGCAGGGAAAAGACAGGGAGCAGCGGAGGACGAUGCAGCGGAGGAGGAAGCAGCAGCGCUGCUGAGGUGGGCGCUGUCACUGGGCAGCUUGAGGAGUCAGUGGAGGGGGGCUUGGUGCAAGGCAUUGAAUGAGGAGUCAAGCAGGAGUGGGGGUGCUGUUGUGUUUGUAUUUGAAGAGGAUGGCCUUGAAGCAUCAGAACUCACCAUUGACAAGGUGUCCAGCUUUCGGAAGACAGCUCGAAACAAGACUGCGUGCUGCAGUGUGAUUGGAGAGAAGCUUCAGUUCUCUGUCAGUGCUGCAUCCACAGCCUCAGCAAAUCCUCGGAAAUACACAGCAUGUAUAUCUCCUCUAGAGCUGCAGCUCCAGCUACAUAUGCAAGAAGAUGAAGAUAAAAUUGAAGUCAGCUGGAGAGUAUCACAUCUGGACACUGAGACGCUGCAGCUCAUGCCGCUUUUCACACAGCAGGCCGUCACCAACACCUGCAGUGCAGCAGCAGUUAAGCAGCAGCUGAAAAAUCUGUUAUGUGCGACUCGUCCAUCUGUCCUGCUGAGCUGCAGGCCAGCUCAYGCCUCAGAGGUCAAGGAAGCACAGAAAAAUGUGAUGUCACCCCCAAAGCCCCCUCGUGCCCACGACUGGAAGCUGCUUGUAAAAAACACGCGAGUCUCAUUCAGUCAGGAGGAAGAUGCUGCAGGCAGCAUGGAUCCUCUGUGUGUCCUGCAGUUAAAUGACCCUCCACAGAAAUUUAACACCUCUGUUAUAAAGAACACAACCAGUCCCGCCUGGGACCAGCCCUUUGUCUUUGAGUUGAAUGGACGAUCAAAAGAGCUUAGUGUUCAAUUGAUAAACGAUGGAAAAACUCCAGAAAGUUCUUUAAUAGGUCAGGUGUGUGUAACUUUAGAUCUUGUAAAGAAGCAGCCCAAAGGACAACAAACAUUUACACUCAUGGCCAAAGAUACAGUGGCUGGAUCACUGACUACAGAGUUUACCUUCCUGGAACCCAGUGAUGUGAYGUCCUGGCACCCUCCCACACCCGCUGCCAGAAAGAAGGUGGAAAUGGAUCGUACUGUGAUGCCCUGUGGGACGGUGGUCACCACAAUCACUGCGGUGAAAAGCAAGCCAGGACGACCUCUCCCACCCAACAACACUGAUCCUGCCCUGAAGCCGGUGGAAAGCAAGCCCAAGCUGGCUGAGCGUCGGGUUUCUGAACAGGUGUCCGUGUUGGGGGGCACUGUGAGCAAGGCUUUGUCCUCCUCUGACACAGAGCUGCUAAUGCUCAAUGGAACAGACCCAGUUGCUGAAGCAGCAAUCAGACAACUCCACCAGUCUGCCAAACAGAAGCUCAAAUCUCCCGUGAAGAAGAGCACCAUCAUCAUCUCAGGCAUCUCCAAAACACCCUUGUCUCAGGACGAUGAGCUGGCUCUAAUGGCAGGCUAUGCUGCAGCAAUGGAUGCCUCGAUGUCAGGAAGCAGCUCCACUCAGGAUGUAACCACAGCGAUCGCAUCAGGGAUCAGUAGUCCUCCAGAUGUGUCUGAGCCCCAGGAAGGCCCCACUGGACUUGGGCGACCUCCAGAGGAAUGGGAGAGCCAAACUGGAGAGGAACUAGACAACACUUCCCUCUCCAUGUGUAUAUCCGAGGCGAGCUGCAAGAAGAGCAGAGGCAGCUUCCUUCAGAAGAGUGCCAAGCUCUUCUUCCGACGCCGUCACCAGCGCAAGGAGCCGGGGAUGAGUCAGUCACACAAUGACCUGGUUUACCUCGAGUCUCCAGCUGCAGUGGAGCGGGCCAGCAGAACCGCUACACUUACCCGCAUGCUUGGCCGCAAGAAUAAGAGUAAGAGCAAAGCGAAUGGCUCCACGCUCACAGGGGAGCAGCAUGCAUAGCCCUCGCUCCCUCUCAGCCUCUCCCACAGCUACUAUCAUCACUUCCAGCUCAGAACUGCACUGGUGAACAUGCUGAUUAACCACCGUCCUCCAAUACCUGGCCUGKUGACUGGGACUCCUGCACUGUGAAUGGGAAGGCUGCGGAGACAGAUGAAGCCUUCUUUUACUGCUGGGCUCCUCUGAAUUGCUUCCUAUAAGAGGCUGAAAUUCCACCCAAAAGCAUAAGUGAAUUUGAGGACAAACUCUCCUCCUGGUUUAGUUGGUGGUAUUUCAGCUGAUACUGUUUAGCAUGUUUUCCUUCUUUUGUAAUUUUAUGCAACAUUUUGAAAUCUUAAGUGCUUUUAUGGCCCCGUCGCAAACCAAAAGGGCUAAUGUGGGCUGUUUAUUAUCUCACCGACUCGGAGGGCAAAGAUGGAACUCUCCCCGCUGUUGACCAUCUCCUAUAACAAAUCGGCAGGACCAAAGAUGUAGAGCAGAAUGGUGUUUGUAUCAUUUGCACAGCUCGAGUAAGUUUUAUUUAAAGUGCAAUGACAGGAGCUACUGGUGUGAUAGACUGUUAUGUUAAAAUAUUCACAAAGGGAGAUAAUCUUUUCACUGUACAACCAGCCCGAGGAGAAUGACUACUUUAACACUAAUUUUAUGAAAAAAAUAAUUGUUGAAAGUGGCUGAAGCCUGUCAGAGAAUACUAGGAAGAGUGUUCACUGUGUUCAGAUAGUCUUUAGACUAAUUUUUUCCACUUAUUUUGCUCAUAAUGAUUUAAUAUUUAAGUAAAAGAGCUUAAAAAGAACAGUUUUAUCUUUAAUGGUAUUAAGAUAUUAGGUGUAGAGUGAUGUGGGGGCAGGUAAUCUAAAAUGGGGACAAAAAGUGGGGUCUAAAAACUGUCUAAAUGACAUAGCUAUGAUCUAAAGUUGUCCCUUAAAAYGUAAGUAAAACACUUGUUGCCCACCUGAUAAAGGUAAAAAGGCUGUGUGUUUGCCCGUGUGUGUGCAUGCAUCUGUGUGUUUGUCUCCCCGUUAGCAAAACAUGUUGUGAUUCACUGAACAAAUUUUAAUGAAAUGUUCCAAAAUUAGCCAUUAGGUUGAAUGCUGCGACAGAUAGGGAGUCAAUCAUUUUCAAGUUGGCCGCCACAGAAAAUUGACCCGUAAAAACACAAAAAUAGCGCCACCUCAGCCAAGUGUUCAAAGGUUGAGCUAAAAUUCGGUAUGGUGGUAGCUGAGAGUCAUUCCUAGCAUAUACUUUGAGAACUAACAUCACGAGAAAAUUGUUUUUGAAUCUUUGACAUGAACUAUUGGAGACGAUGCUGACUGCUAUGACAAAAAUUAGGUCCACACUAUGAGAUUUGUUUUUAUUAUUAWUGUUAUAAGAAUAAAGUCAAAAUGUUAUGGAAAUAAAGUUGUACAAGAAUUAAA